Molecule: messenger RNA, 1252 nt
Organism: Nicotiana tabacum (common tobacco)
Lineage: Eukaryota; Viridiplantae; Streptophyta; Magnoliopsida; Solanales; Solanaceae
Product: agamous-like MADS-box protein AGL19
Biological process (GO): positive regulation of transcription by RNA polymerase II
Cellular component (GO): nucleus
Molecular function (GO): DNA-binding transcription factor activity; RNA polymerase II transcription regulatory region sequence-specific DNA binding; protein dimerization activity
Source: RefSeq, a predicted model, not a curated record
GUCUGUUUGUCUAAUUUUAGUGUUUCUUACAAGUUUACUAAAAGAAAGAAAAGAGAUGAGGUUUUGGUUCUCACGAGUCUUUCCUUAAUCAUUUCUUCUCUAUUUAUAUCCUCUUUCUGGUGGUUGUGAAAGAUAAAAAUAGAAAAACAGAAAAAAGAUGUCCUCAUCUUUGUCUUCUUAGGGUUUCAGAUCCUUUCCAUUUAUGUCUUAACCAAAAAUUUUCUUCCUUUAUUUUUCUUCUUCCAUUUUUCAGAUCUGAGACACCCAUUAAAAGGUUUUUGUCUUGUUUUAUUCCUGUUGUAUAAAUCAAUUCUUAUCUUCUCCAAAAAAAAACCUUUCUAUUUAUAGAAACUUAUCAUGGAUGCUAGUAUUUCUUGAAUAUUAUUUUGUAUUUUAAUCUGAAAAGUAAUUGAGACUCUCUAACAGUUUACAAUAUCUGCCAUUUUUUCUUUUUCCACCUGAGAUUUUUGAGAAGAAGUAGUAUUUAAAAGUAAGAAAAAAAGAUGGUGAGAGGAAAAACUGAGAUGAAAAGAAUUGAAAAUGCAACAAGUAGGCAAGUGACUUUCUCAAAAAGAAGAAGUGGAAUUCUUAAGAAAGCAUUUGAGCUUUCAGUUCUUUGUGAUGCAGAAGUUGCCCUUAUUGUUUUCUCUCCAAAAGGAAGGCUUUAUGAAUUUUCAAGUUCCAGUACUAACAAGACAAUAGAACGUUAUCAGAAGAAUGACAGGUAUCUUGGACCCAACAGAAAGAUAGCUGAAAUACAAACUACUGAGCAUUUGAAAGAGGAGGUUGCAACAAUGACUAGAAAGCUCGAGCUUCUUGAAGAUUCAAAAAGAAAGCUUUUAGGACAAGGUUUAGAUUCUUCUUCCUUUGAUGAACUUCAACAAGUAGAAGAACAAUUGGAACGAAGUUUAAGCUGCAUUAGGGCAAGAAAGAACCUAUUACUCAGGGAACAGAUUGCUCACCUAAAGGAAGAGGAAAAAAUCCUAAUGAAGCAAAAUGCAGACUUGAGAAAAAGGAUUGAGGUGGUACCGUUGCCUUUGAAAAUAGAUUCUCGAGAAGAGGAAGACCCUCAAAGACAAACAAUGGAACUAGAGACAGAGCUCUUUAUUGGACUUCCUCAAAGACAAAGCUCCCAUUAAAUUUUCUCAACUGUGAAAAUAAUUGUAUUAUUUCAAGCUUUUUACCACUGUAAAUAAUUUCUACAGUUUUAGUAAAAAAAUAAAUUACAGUAAAUAUGGUUAUCUUUUUCUUC